This is a messenger RNA of Paramecium pentaurelia, 1045 nucleotides long. The record is from the annotation of a GenBank genome assembly. Lineage: Eukaryota; Ciliophora; Oligohymenophorea; Peniculida; Parameciidae.
AUGUUAAUUAUCAAUAUACCUAAUUUAGAUACUAUAUUGAAAGUAUAGUUAGAAGAAGAUACUAUUGUUUCAGAAGUAUUAGAAAUAAUACAAGAAAAAAUUAGUUCAGGAACCUUAAAAAUAAAAAAUAACAUUAAGUAUAUAAUAGAUAUAUGAAACUUUAGUGUUAAUAAAAAUAUUAAGUAUUGGACUUGCUAUUCAUUAACUUAAAAUAAAGUACUAAAUCAUUAAGAAAUACUCAGAAAUUAAUAAACUGAAAAGCUUUAUAUCUAUUUUGAUUUUAAACAAAAUUUUUCUGAAAUUUAUGUUUCAAACUAAUAAGAUUAAUAUUAAAACACUUUUAAUUCUGAAUUAUCAACAGAUAGACAGACUUUUAAAUAAUCAGAGUUGUAAUAUUAAAACAAUAAAAUAAUAAUUUUUCUAGAUGGUAUUUAGUAAUUAAUUGAAAUGGAUAGUGGAACUUAAGUGAAAGAAUUAUUUGAAUAUUUAGCAAAAGAAAAAAACAUGUAAUAUAUAUUCUAAAUGAAUUUAGUGAUUUAUAAAAAAUUAAAAAUUGGUCUUGUUUCUCAGAAACAUAAAAUAGAAAAUUGAAACUAGAUGAUAAAAUUGGAAAUAAUCCAAAUGAAGUUUUCUAAAUAAAAACUGUUCAACUCUAGCAUGCUCAAUCAGCCAAAUCUUUCGAUUUCAAAUUAGAAAAUUUUUAAGAUAACAUUCUCAAGACUCAAUAUAUUCAAGAGAGUCCUGAACUUCUGUUUUGCUCAAAAACUAUUACUCUCACUAUUGAAGUUCAUGACAAUAUAUAUGUUAGAAAACUCACUGCAAUGUUUCUUAUAGAUUGUUAAGUAGAGAAAAUUGCAAAAGAUGUUCUUAGAUUUUGCUCUCUUACUAUGUUAUUUAUUUUUAAUAUUUUAGAGAUUAAGUUUCUGUUGACUUAUUUAUUAAUGGUUAGUAAUUCAACAAUCCAGACAAGAGAGCUUUGACUCUUUAAGAAGCUAAUUUAAAUAGAGAUGCAAAAAUAGUUGCCAGAAUUAGAUGGAUUAAUUGA